Molecule: messenger RNA, 1293 nt
Organism: Cyclocybe aegerita
Lineage: Eukaryota; Fungi; Basidiomycota; Agaricomycetes; Agaricales; Hemipholiotaceae
Source: the annotation of a GenBank genome assembly
AUGAAGACUUCCACUAUUUUGGUAGCCAUUUCUCUGGCAAUGUCUGCCGCUGCCGCUGCACAGAACAACGGCAAAAUUUUCGGAAACAACAGGGGUUUUCUUGGCCAAUCUUCAGGUGGAUUCGGCGGGAAGAAUGGGCAAAAGAACAAUAACGCCGGCACGAAUACUGGCAAGAACGCGAAUGCUGGCAACACCAACACCAACGCGAACGCGAACAACAACAGCAAGAACACUCCCAAAGCUGUGGGAGCCAUUGGUGCUGGUGCUGCGGCUGGUGCUGCAGGAGGCGCCGCCGCCGGUGUUGCAACAGGUAACGGCAAUAACAACACUGCUGCUAGUGCCACAGCAGGCAGCGCCAACACGGGAGACCUACAAACAUCCUUGACUCUCGAUCCGAAAGUCAUUGCCAGCGGCUUUGCAAACAAUGGUCAAGAUGUUCCUGAAGCAGGUCAAGUUGCUUCACUAACGUCGACAAAUAACUUCAUCAACUUUUGUUUGACCGUCCCAAAUCUUCCAAUUACCAAUGGAAAACAGAUCACGACCGGAUCUUGCAAUCCUGCACCCAUGGGGGCCAUCCCUUCAAACGAUAACAUGCCGUCAGCGAAGUUCCAGAUCCCCAAGAACGGUGAUACCCUCAAGGCUAACACAGACUUCACCAUUACAAUGGCCAUCCAAGGCAUGCAAACCGGUGCCUUCGUGAAUGCUCAGGAGAACUACUUCGCAGCGCCACAGCAACUGAACGCCCAAGGACAAAUCAUCGGCCACUCACAUGUCGUCGUCGAGCAGCUCUCCGCACUCGAUCAAACCACGCCUACAGACCCCAAGAACUUCAUUUUCUUCAAGGGUCUCAACGCUGCCGCUUCCAAUGGUGUCCUCACUGCUGAAGUGACUGGAGGUCUUCCUGCCGGCGUAUACAAGGUCUCGUCCAUCAACACCGCUGCAAAUCAUCAACCCGUACUGGUGCCUGUCGCCCAGCACGGCUCCCUCGAUGAUGUCGCCUAUUUCACUGUCACCGUUGACGGGCAAGCAGCUGCAGGAGCCAAUGCUGGUGCUGCAGGGCCCCCUGCAGCAGGAGUAGGAGCUGCUGGACAAGGCGCCGCGACAGGUGCUGUAGCUGGUACCGCUACGUAUGCUGCUACUGGAGCAGCAGCUGGUGCCGCCGGGAAAGGUGGAGCCAAGACCGGGGCUGCAGGAGGCGUUCAAGCUGGCACAGCUGGCAAGAAGCAGGCUGGAAGACAACAAGGAAAACGCUUCCAUAGACGCGUUCACCGUUUGACUUCGACAGUAGUGUAG